Molecule: messenger RNA, 1860 nt
Organism: Cajanus cajan (pigeon pea)
Lineage: Eukaryota; Viridiplantae; Streptophyta; Magnoliopsida; Fabales; Fabaceae
Product: cytokinin dehydrogenase 2
Biological process (GO): cytokinin metabolic process
Molecular function (GO): cytokinin dehydrogenase activity; FAD binding
Source: RefSeq, a predicted model, not a curated record
AACUAACUCAUUAUUCAUUAACCUUCCCUACCAAAAAAAUGGCGUGGAAUAUAGUGCUUUCAAAAGUUAUGACUGUGCUGUGGCUACUCAGCACAGUUGUGACACAAGCACAAUCAAAUUCACGACCAUGGUCACCAUUCAAAUCAGUACCCAAAGACCUAGCCUCAAAGUUUACACGUAACCCUCAAGCCCUUUCACUAGCCUCAAAUGAUUUCGGGAAAAUAGUUCACAAAACCCCAAAGGCAGUUUUCGAGCCACAUUCCGUUAAAGAUAUCUCAGCUUUGAUAAACUUCUCAAACUCUCUUCCCAAUCCUUUCACCAUAGCCACUAGAGGGCGAGGCCACUCGGUUAGUGGUCAAGCCAUGACGCGAGAUGGGGUGGUGCUGAACAUGACUCACCUCAAUGCUUUCAAACACGGGUCAAGAAUUAAGGUUGUUUGUGAUGGGAAGAGUUCAUGGGGUUGUUAUGCUGAUGUGGGUGGUGAGCAACUGUGGAUUGAUGUGUUGAAUGCAACUCUUAAACAUGGACUCACUCCUCUGGCUUUUACUGAUUAUUUGUAUUUGACGGUUGGUGGCACACUCUCUAAUGCUGGGAUCUUUGGUGGAACCUUUAGGUUCGGACCUCAGAUUGCCAAUGUUCUUGAACUUGAUGUUGUUACAGGAAAAGGAGAAUUUGUGACUUGCUCUCCUGAAAAAAACUCAGAAGUAUUUUAUGCUGUUCUCGGAGGAUUAGGUCAAUUUGGAGUGAUAACAAGAGCCAAAAUACCUCUAGGACCUGCACCCACAAAGGCACGUAGGGUCCACUUGCUUUACAGUGAUUUCGCUACAUUUACUAGAGACCAAGAGUAUAUAAUCUCGUUCAAUGAAAGGAAUGACUCUAGUGAAGCAGAUUUCUUAGAAGGUCGUCUUCUAUUAACACAAUUGGCACUGGAACUUUCCUUCUACCCUACUGCUGAUAAACCAAGGAUAACAUCCCUUGUGACUAAACAUGGCAUCAUCUACGUUUUAGAGCUUGUCAAAUAUUUUGACAAAAAAUCUGAAGCACGCGUGAAGCAGGAAGUUGAAGAUUUGAUUAAAAAAUUACAUUUUAUACCUACAUUUAAGUUCGAACAAGAUGAAGGAUACGUGGAGUUUCUGCAAAGAGUUCACACGGCAGAGACAUUUAUUGAUCCACUUGGACUUUGGAAUGUUCCUCAUCCGUGGUUGAACGUCUUUGUUCCAAAAUCUCGAAUCAUAGAAUUUAAUGAAGGUGUAUUCAAGGGAAUUGUUGUUCAGCAAAAUGUUACGUCAAAAUCUGGACUUUAUUUAGUCUACCCAAUGAACCGAAAGAAGUGGGAUGAUAGGACGUCAGCAGUUACACCAGAUGAGGAUAUUUUCUACUCUGUAAAUUUUUUUAAUUUUGCAACUAGUGGGUAUGAACAUGCCAAGAGAUUCGAAGUUCAAAAUCAAUUGGUAUUGAAGUUUUGUAAGGAUGCUGGUAUUAAGAUCAAAGAAUAUCUUACCGGUAACAAAACACAUGAAGAAUGGGUGGAACAUUUUGGUUCUAAAUGGAAACUUAUUGAAGAUAGGAAAGCUGAAUUUGACCCAAACAAUAUAUUGUCACCUGGACAAGGGAUUUUCCAAUAAACAAUGUGCUAGAUUUUAAUUUUAAGUUUCUAAUAAAUCCUCGUUGGAGUUAGUGGUCUUCUCAGUCCUUGUAACUUGUAAACGGGCAUGCCUGCCGAAUGUUUUAUUUUAUGUUUUUAAUUUGCUGAGUGUGAUUAGAAAAAUGCUCAACGCUUUGGAAAUGAUUUGAUGAAUAAGUGAAAUCUCUUUCAUGAAAAUGUGAGAAAUAAAAAGUAACAUGAUUGUCAAUUUCUUA